AUGGUUCCUCCAGCAGAGGAGACACCUAAGGAUUUGUAUUUCUUGUCUAACUUCGACACGAUGAAUAUGAAUAUGCUUAACACUAUUUACUGUUUUAACAAACCAUUCGACGUUGGAAGAUUGGAUCCAGCAGAAGCCAUUAGAGAUGGUGAAGGUGCUCUUUUCGUUGAGGCAGAGGCCAACAUUACGUUGGACGAAAUCGGUGACUUCUCGACUCCUGAUCCUGAUACUUAUGAGAAACUUGUUUAUAUUCUUGAUCAGAAAAACAUACUACAAAAUCCUCUUUAUUUGGCUCAGUGGAAUGGAGUUUCUGAAUGGGGUGAAGUUACACGAGGAUUACCGUUAACAAACCCACCGUUCUUAGAUCGAACUCUACUCAAAGCACGAAACCCACCUAAGGUAGAAUUCACUCAUGGACAUGAAGACAUCGUAGAUAUAUCCAACACGAAGGCCACCUUCGAACAAGAAAUGCUCAUUUACAAGUCCUUCGUUUUUGACCCUGAGAUUCUACAACAACUUAAGAAAAAAGCUAUGGGGGAUGGGGUUCUAAAAAGGUGUACUAGUUUCGAAGUACUCACUGCUUUGAUGUGGAGAGUUCGAACUCAAUCGUUAAGACUUCAUCCUGAUCAGCAAGUAAGGCUAUACUUUCCGGUUGAUGCGCGGUCUAUUCUAGACCCAAAAUUACCAAAAGAUUACUUUGGCAAUGCAAUCACGAAUAUGAGUUGUCAAUGUAGCGCGAGUGAGAUGCUAGACAGCCCACUGUCAUCGACAAUAGAGAAAAUUCAAAGAUCGAUUAAGAUGGUUACAGAUGAUUACGUAAAAUCCACCAUAGAUUUCUUAGAAGAUCCAAAAAGCUUCCAACAUCACAGUUCUACAACAUAUUUAAGUUCUUGGUCUAGUCUAAGGUUAAGUAGUAUAGAUUUCGGAUGGGGAGAACCUUUUUUCGCAGGCCCGACUAAGUUAACAUUGGUUAUCGAAAACCCAACCAAGUUAAUAGUAGUGGUAUGGGUGUUGUUCUUAUCCCAUGGAAAGGAUAACAAAGGCAUAAAUUUGAUUCUUGGUUUGCCUGCUUCCUCGAUGAAGAUCUUCGAAGCACUAAUUGAAAUGCAGACGAAAUUCAAGAAACCUCUAUCUGCCAGAUUAUAA
This is a messenger RNA of Papaver somniferum (opium poppy), 1146 nucleotides long. Its product is annotated as omega-hydroxypalmitate O-feruloyl transferase-like. NCBI's taxonomy places the organism in Eukaryota, Viridiplantae, Streptophyta, Magnoliopsida, Ranunculales, Papaveraceae. The coding region runs from base 1 to 1146 and encodes 381 amino acids. The transcript is spliced from 3 exons. Gene Ontology annotation, molecular function: acyltransferase activity, transferring groups other than amino-acyl groups. The record is from RefSeq and is a predicted model, not a curated record.